Messenger RNA from Penicillium pulvis, 1008 nucleotides. RefSeq names its product cardiolipin synthase. The coding region runs from base 1 to 1008 and encodes 335 amino acids. The record is from RefSeq and is a predicted model, not a curated record. Gene Ontology annotation, molecular function: cardiolipin synthase activity. Gene Ontology annotation, biological process: cardiolipin biosynthetic process. Gene Ontology annotation, cellular component: membrane; mitochondrion. The transcript has 5 exons. NCBI's taxonomy places the organism in Eukaryota, Fungi, Ascomycota, Eurotiomycetes, Eurotiales, Aspergillaceae.
AUGUUUUCUAUCACUGCAUCGCAAAUGUUGCGGCCUUUUCCGGCAUUUCGGGCUUCUCGGCCCCUUUGCGGCCCUUUCCGACUUCAUAUGCAGACUCGACGGGAUGCGUUGCGCCCUCAAUGCAUAUCUACGUUGAGAAAUACCUCGCCAGCCCAGUCAUCAACCAGCUCAACCAGGCCCUUGCAACCCCGGGGAUGCCUAAUUUCGGUUCCAAGGAUAUCGCUGUUGGGCAGUCGUAGAUGGACAUCAUCGAAGCCAUCUGGCGAGCCCCAAGAGCCUCAAUCAGAAGACUCUAAACCCACAACUGCAGCAAAGCGCCUGUUGUCCAAGCUGCCCAUGGGGAAGAGCCAUGAGAACAUCUACACCGUUCCCAAUAUUCUCACUUUCACUCGAUUAGUGGCGGCACCCGUGGUGGGGUAUCUGCUUGUCCACGACUACCAUGCAGCCGCUUUGUCCCUGUUUGCGUAUGCAGGCAUUACCGAUCUGGUUGAUGGGUGGAUUGCCCGAAAGUAUCACCUGCAGACCGUUGUGGGAACCAUCAUUGACCCCAUGGCUGAUAAGCUGCUGAUGACAAUCGGAGUGGCGUGUCUGGCGGUGAAUGGGUCUCUUCCUAUUUGGUUGGCCGUGAUUAUUCUUGGUCGUGACAUUGGACUGGCCAUUUCGGCUAUUUAUUACCGAUGGAUUUCUCUUCCUGCCCCAAAGACUAUGGCUCGGUACUGGGAUUUCUCGCUUCCAUCCGCCGAGGUCAAGCCCACAGAAAUCUCCAAGAUCAAUACUGCCCUGCAGUUGGUGUUGGUGGGCACUGCAAUUGGACUCCCUGUGGUUCCCGAGGCUUUCAUUAGUGCUUGGCAUUUGCAGGAGGCCAUGACUGGAUUCCAGUACCUUGUGGCGGGAACAACCAUCUGGUCGGGCCUGAGCUAUGUUUUGUCCAACAAUGCGGUGAAGAUCCUUACCAAUGAGGAGAUCCAGAAACGGAUCGCUGCAGCGGCUACGAAGAGAAAGCCGUGA